Molecule: messenger RNA, 644 nt
Organism: Papilio machaon (common yellow swallowtail)
Lineage: Eukaryota; Metazoa; Arthropoda; Insecta; Lepidoptera; Papilionidae
Exons: 5
Coding region: 285-644 (119 amino acids)
Source: RefSeq, a predicted model, not a curated record
AACUAAUAACGCGAGUGUUUAAGUUUUGAGAUAUUGACUCUGAUAAGUGAAAUAUUGACCUCAUUAUUAUUUUAAGUUUUAACAUGUCUGAUCAGUACAGAAAAUGUGUCAAGUGUGGAGUGACCUUAGCAAAAGAUCAUACUUUAACUUUUCACCGAUUUCCUAAGAUUGGGAAUGGAAACCCUGAAACAGUUUUAAGAUCCCGCAUUUGGGCCGAAAUCUGUUUCCCUGAAGAAAACUGUACUGAUGUAGAUUUUUAAAAAAAAUUACAUACCAGCCACAAAAUGCUAUGCAGUAAACAUUUUACAGAAGAAUCUUUUAUUAACAUAUCUAAAACACGUUUAAACAAGUUUUCCAUACCUAUUGGUUCUGAGCCCAUAUUGGAAAAACUGAGAAACAUACCAGGUUCUUCUAGUCAGGUUUCACCUACACCAGGACCUUCACAUGAGCAUAUACAGAAGAAACAACAAGUGGAAAUGGACCAAAAUGCCUUUGUUACUUCACCAUCAAAUUUGCCUCACAAUAAUGAGCUGCAUGGCAUGAUUAACUUAAUUGUGACAGACAUUAUAAUGAAAAUUAGAGUAUUAUAUUCUUUGGUCGAAAACAAUCUUGCCAAUAUGAAGCCGCGAACGUCAUAUUCAUGA